GGUGCUAAAACAACAGAGGGAGGCGCUGUUUGACCAAGGGUAGAGCCCGUGACGCCAUGACACUGAUGCGCUGCUGUCAGGGCGGACAAAUCCCCCCCCAGGGUUGUUCAGUCUCAGAGCGCACCCGUCGGAAGAGGAGCGAGACAAUUACCUUCAAGAAGCAUUUGCGUGCGAGAUGUAAGAGUACCGGAGAAGACGGCAGUGUGAGCGACGCGGAAUUCUAAAUGGGAUUGCAAAUACUUUGCCUGAGCUGAAGUCGUACAAAACGGGACGCGACAAUGGGCUCCGUUUUUCUGACGUGUUCCCUGAAGAGGUACGUGCUGCUCUUUGUGCUUCUUGCUUUUGUUCCUGGCGCACCGGCUUCAGUCACACAUUAUUCCAUUCCUGAAGAAAUGAAGGAAGGAACAAUAGUUGCCAACAUUGCAGACGAUCUGAGCUUGGACGUGAGAACGCUAAACAAAAGGAAGAUGCGGCUGGAUAUUAUUGCAAAUAAAAGAUAUCUGGAUGUGAAAAAGGAAACCGGCGAGCUGUACAUUGUGGAGAAAAUUGACAGGGAAAUCCUUUGUCCAACUAAAUCUUCAGCGUCGUGUUAUCUUAAACUGGAGGUCAUUUUGGAAAAUCCUGUGCGAAUUUUCAACAUUGAAGUGGAAAUAUUAGACACAAACGACAACGCCCCUCAAUUUAGGAGGGACGCCAUUAACUUGGACAUUUCUGAAUCUACUCCAAAGGGAGAAAGAUUCUCUCUCAGCAAUGCCGUCGAUCCCGAUGUCGGCUCUAAUACAGUAAAAACAUAUCAUCUGAGUGAAAGUGAUAAAUUUGACAUUGAAGUUCAAACAGGGAGAGAUGGGUCGAAAUUUGCUGAAUUAAUAUUAAAGGACACGUUAGACCGAGAGAAGCAGGCUGUGCACAAUUUAAUACUGACGGCGGUAGAUGGCGGUAAACCUCCGCGUUCUGGAACUGCCAAAAUUAUACUUCAGGUAUUGGACAACAACGAUAACGCCCCAUUGUUUGAUGAAGCCAUAUACAACGUCAAAAUAAUGGAAAAUUCUCCGAUUGGAAGCCUUGUUAUUGAUCUGAACGCGACCGACUUGGAUGAGGGCUCCAAUUCGGAUUUGACAUAUUCGUACAGUUUAUAUACACCCGAGAAAACGCAAGAAACCUUUAAUUUAAAUCCUUCUACCGGCGAGAUUACGGUGAAGGGAACGUUGAACUAUGAAGAGUUCAGGAUUUAUGACAUGGAAGUCAUCGCGGCAGACAAAGGAGUCAAUAGUUUAGCGGGACAAUGUACCAUCAAAAUUCAGGUGGAGGACAUGAACGACAACCACCCGGAAAUCUCCAUCAAAUCCUUCCAAAGUCCCGUCAGCGAGAACAUCGGCGUGGACUCGGUGAUAGCAGUGGUCAGCGUGAGCGACGAGGACUCGGGCCACAACGGAGUGGUGGACCUUCGCAUCCCGCCAAAUCUGCCUUUCCGACUCAGGGAGUCCUCGGACAACUAUUACCAGCUGGUGGUGUCGGAGCCCUUGGACCGCGAGAAGGUUCCGGAAUACGACAUCACCUUCACGGUGACAGACCGAGGCUCCCCUCCUUUGAGCGACAACGAAACCAUGACUUUACAGCUGCUGGACGUCAACGACAACGUGCCGCGCUUCCCGCAGCCCUUCUACAACAUCCGCGUGCCGGAGAAUAACGCUCCCGGCGCCCUGCUGACGUCCCUGAGCGCCUUCGACCCCGACCUGCACGAGAACCAGUACCUGGUGUACUUCAUCGUGGAGAAGGAGAUCGCCAACACCUCCAUGUCCAUGCUGUUCUCCAUCAACCCGGAGAACGGCAACCUGUACGCGCUCAAGACCUUCGACUACGAGAUGGAGAAGGACUUUCUCUUCCACAUCGAGGCCAGGGACUCGGGCUCUCCUCCGCUCAGCAGCAAGGUGAGCGUCCGCGUGGCGGUGGCCGACCAGAACGACAACGCUCCGGUCAUCGUCUCUCCGUGGCGGGCGCACGGCUCGGCGGCGGAGGAGAAGAUCCCCCGAUCCACGGAGAAAGGCUCUCUGGUGGCCAAGGUGAUCGCCUUGGACGAGGACUCCGUGCACAACUCUCGCAUCACCUACCAGUUCCUGCAGGUGAGCGACGCCUCCCUGUUCAGCCUGGACCAGUACAACGGCGAGAUCCGCACCACCAGGAUGUUCAGUUACAAAGACUGGCGCCACCAGAGACUGGUGGUGGUCGCCAAGGACAACGGGCAGCCCGCCCUCUCCGCCACGGUCACCAUCAAGCUGUCCACGGUGGAAACGGCCGCCAGGGCCUACUCGGACGGCGGCGAGGCGCCUCCGGAAUACGACGUCUUCUCCGACCUCAACGUGUACUUGGUCAUCGGUCUGGGCUCGGUGUCCUUCCUGCUGCUCAUCACCGUCUCGGUCUGCGUGGUGCUCAAGUGUCAGAAGGUCAAGCCCGGCCAGGCGGCCCCUCCCUGCAGGAGCAGCGUGAUCAGCGAGAGGAACUCCACGCUGGCCGAUUCCACCCUGGUGUCCAACGACGCCUACUGGUACAGUCUGUUUCUGGCCGAGACCAGGAAGGGGAAGCUGGUGGUCCGGCAGCCCGUGCCCAAGGGCUCCAGGUACUUCGUGUCCAGCAUUCCCAGGAGCGCCGGCGUGUCCGUCACCAGCGACUCCGCCCCCUCCACCUUGCAGGACAUUUGCAAAGACGUGUUCUGGACUAUUUUCUUUGCGGCGAAAUUGGAGCGUCCAAAAGGCGCAUUUGCGACGGAGGUGCAGGGAGCGCACACGAGAACAAUGAGCGCCAUUGUGUUCACGCCGCCACGGCAAAGGUACGUGCCGCUGCUUCUUGUUCUCCUUCUCUCUUCCGUCCAUCAAAUUGCCACAUCCGUGACCCAUUAUUCCAUCCCCGAGGAAAUGAAGGAGGGCUCCGUUGUUGCCAACCUGGCGGCCGAUCUGGGGCUGGAUGUGAAAACAUUGAGCCAGAGGAAGAUGCGUCUGGACAUUAUUUCAAAUAAAAAAUAUCUGGACGUCAACAGAGACACCGGGGAGCUCUUCAUCGUGGAGAAGAUCGACAGGGAACAUUGUCUCAUUAAAUCCUCUGCAUCUUGUUAUCUGAGACUUGAGGUGAUUCUGGAAAAUCCUGUGCGAAUAUUUAACAUUGAAGUAGAAAUAGUAGACAUAAAUGACAACGCCCCUCAAUUUCGGAGAGACGCCAUUCAUUUGGAUAUUUCUGAAUCGACACCAAAAGGAGAGAGAUUCUCUCUCAGCAAUGCGGUUGAUCCUGAUUUUGGAAGCAAUACAGUGAAAACAUAUCAUCUGAGUGAAAGUGAUAGAUUUGACAUCGAAGUUCAAACAGGGAGGGAUGGAUCGAAAUUUGCUGAAUUAAUAUUAAAAGACACGUUAGACCGAGAGAAGCAGGCUGUGCAUAAUUUGAUAUUAACAGCGGUAGACGGCGGUAAACCUCCGCGUUCUGGAACUGCCAAAAUUAUUGUUCAGGUAUUGGACAACAACGAUAACGCCCCUUUGUUUGAUGAAGCCAUAUACAACGUCAAAAUAAUGGAAAAUUCUCCGAUUGGAAGCCUUGUUAUUGAUCUGAACGCGACCGACUUGGAUGAGGGCUCCAAUUCGGAUUUGACAUAUUCGUACAGUUUAUAUACACCCGAGAAAACGCAGGAAACCUUUAAUUUAAAUCCUGCUACCGGCGAGAUUACGGUGAAGGGAACGUUGAACUAUGAAGAGUUCAGGAUUUAUGACAUGGAAGUCAUCGCGGCAGACAAAGGAGUCAAUAGUUUAGCGGGACAAUGUACCAUCAAAAUUCAGGUGGAGGACAUGAACGACAACCACCCGGAAAUCUCCAUCAAAUCCUUCCAAAGUCCCGUCAGCGAGAACAUCGGCGUGGACUCGGUGAUAGCAGUGGUCAGCGUGAGCGACGAGGACUCGGGCCACAACGGAGUGGUGGACCUUCGCAUCCCGCCAAAUCUGCCUUUCCGACUCAGGGAGUCCUCGGACAACUAUUACCAGCUGGUGGUGUCGGAGCCCUUGGACCGCGAGAAGGUUCCGGAAUACGACAUCACCUUCACGGUGACAGACCGAGGCUCCCCUCCUUUGAGCGACAACGAAACCAUGACUUUACAGCUGCUGGACGUCAACGACAACGUGCCGCGCUUCCCGCAGCCCUUCUACAACAUCCGCGUGCCGGAGAAUAACGCUCCCGGCGCCCUGCUGACGUCCCUGAGCGCCUUCGACCCCGACCUGCACGAGAACCAGUACCUGGUGUACUUCAUCGUGGAGAAGGAGAUCGCCAACACCUCCAUGUCCAUGCUGUUCUCCAUCAACCCGGAGAACGGCAACCUGUACGCGCUCAAGACCUUCGACUACGAGAUGGAGAAGGACUUUCUCUUCCACAUCGAGGCCAGGGACUCGGGCUCUCCUCCGCUCAGCAGCAAGGUGAGCGUCCGCGUGGCGGUGGCCGACCAGAACGACAACGCUCCGGUCAUCGUCUCUCCGUGGCGGGCGCACGGCUCGGCGGUGGAGGAGAAGAUCCCCCGAUCCACGGAGAAAGGCUCUCUGGUGGCCAAGGUGAUCGCCUUGGACGAGGACUCCGUGCACAACUCUCGCAUCACCUACCAGUUCCUGCAGGUGAGCGACGCCUCCCUGUUCAGCCUGGACCAGUACAACGGCGAGAUCCGCACCACCAGGAUGUUCAGUUACAAAGACUGGCGCCACCAGAGACUGGUGGUGGUCGCCAAGGACAACGGGCAGCCCGCCCUCUCCGCCACGGUCACCAUCAAGCUGUCCACGGUGGAAACGGCCGCCAGGGCCUACUCGGACGGCGGCGAGGCGCCUCCGGAAUACGACGUCUUCUCCGACCUCAACGUGUACUUGGUCAUCGGUCUGGGCUCGGUGUCCUUCCUGCUGCUCAUCACCGUCUCGGUCUGCGUGGUGCUCAAGUGUCAGAAGGUCAAGCCCGGCCAGGCGGCCCCUCCCUGCAGGAGCAGCGUGAUCAGCGAGAGGAACUCCACGCUGGCCGAUUCCACCCUGGUGUCCAACGACGCCUACUGGUACAGUCUGUUUCUGGCCGAGACCAGGAAGGGGAAGCUGGUGGUCCGGCAGCCCGUGCCCAAGGGCUCCAGGUACUUCGUGUCCAGCAUUCCCAGGAGCGCCGGCGUGUCCGUCACCAGCGACUCCGCCCCCUCCACCUUGCAGGACAUUUGCAAAGACGUGUUCUGGACUAUUUUCUUUGCGGCGAAAUUGGAGCGUCCAAAAGGCGCAUUUGCGACGGAGGUGCAGGGAGCGCACACGAGAACAAUGAGCGCCAUUGUGUUCACGCCGCCACGGCAAAGGUACGUGCCGCUGCUUCUUGUUCUCCUUCUCUCUUCCGUCCAUCAAAUUGCCACAUCCGUGACCCAUUAUUCCAUCCCCGAGGAAAUGAAGGAGGGCUCCGUUGUUGCCAACCUGGCGGCCGAUCUGGGGCUGGAUGUGAAAACAUUGAGCCAGAGGAAGAUGCGUCUGGACAUUAUUUCAAAUAAAAAAUAUCUGGACGUCAACAGAGACACCGGGGAGCUCUUCAUCGUGGAGAAGAUCGACAGGGAACAUAUUUGCACCACAAAAUCGUCAGCAUCAUGCUAUCUGAGACUUGAGGUGAUUCUGGAGAAUCCGCUACGAAUUUUUAACCUUGAAGUAGAAAUCAUGGACAUGAAUGACAACGCCCCUAAAUUUCGGAGAGACGCCAUUCAUUUGGAUAUUUCUGAAUCGACACCAAAAGGAGAGAGAUUCUCUCUCAGCAACGCCGUCGAUCCGGACGUUGGAAGUAAUACAGUGAAAACAUAUCAUCUGAGUGAAAGUGAACAUUUUGAUAUUGAAGUUCAGACGGGGAGGGAGGGAACAAAACUUGCAGAUUUGAUAUUGAUGAAAAUAUUAGACCGGGAGAAGCAGGCCGUGCACAAUUUAAUACUGACGGCGGUAGAUGGCGGUACACCUCCGCGUUCCGGUACUGCGAGUAUUAUUGUUCAUGUUUUAGACAACAACGAUAACGCCCCUUUGUUUGAUGAAGCCAUAUACAACAUCAAAAUAAUGGAAAAUUCUCCGAUUGGAAGCCUUGUUAUUGAUCUGAACGCUACCGACUUGGAUGAGGGCUCCAAUUCGGAUUUGACAUAUUCGUACAGUUUAUAUACACCCGAGAAAACGCAGGAAACCUUUAAUUUAAAUCCUGCUACCGGCGAGAUUACGGUGAAGGGAACGUUGAACUAUGAAGAGUUCAGGAUUUAUGACAUGGAAGUCAUCGCGGCAGACAAAGGAGUCAAUAGUUUAGCGGGACAAUGUACCAUCAAAAUUCAGGUGGAGGACAUGAACGACAACCACCCGGAAAUCUCCAUCAAAUCCUUCCAAAGUCCCGUCAGCGAGAACAUCGGCGUGGACUCGGUGAUAGCAGUGGUCAGCGUGAGCGACGAGGACUCGGGCCACAACGGAGUGGUGGACCUUCGCAUCCCGCCAAAUCUGCCUUUCCGACUCAGGGAGUCCUCCGACAACUAUUACCAGCUGGUGGUGUCGGAGCCCUUGGACCGCGAGAAGGUUCCGGAAUACGACAUCACCUUCACGGUGACAGACCGAGGCUCCCCUCCUUUGAGCGACAACGAAACCAUGACUUUACAGCUGCUGGACGUCAACGACAACGUGCCGCGCUUCCCGCAGCCCUUCUACAACAUCCGCGUGCCGGAGAAUAACGCUCCCGGCGCCCUGCUGACGUCCCUGAGCGCCUUCGACCCCGACCUGCACGAGAACCAGUACCUGGUGUACUUCAUCGUGGAGAAGGAGAUCGCCAACACCUCCAUGUCCAUGCUGUUCUCCAUCAACCCGGAGAACGGCAACCUGUACGCGCUCAAGACCUUCGACUACGAGAUGGAGAAGGACUUUCUCUUCCACAUCGAGGCCAGGGACUCGGGCUCUCCUCCGCUCAGCAGCAAGGUGAGCGUCCGCGUGGCGGUGGCCGACCAGAACGACAACGCUCCGGUCAUCGUCUCUCCGUGGCGGGCGCACGGCUCGGCGGUGGAGGAGAAGAUCCCCCGAUCCACGGAGAAAGGCUCUCUGGUGGCCAAGGUGAUCGCCUUGGACGAGGACUCCGUGCACAACUCUCGCAUCACCUACCAGUUCCUGCAGGUGAGCGACGCCUCCCUGUUCAGCCUGGACCAGUACAACGGCGAGAUCCGCACCACCAGGAUGUUCAGUUACAAAGACUGGCGCCACCAGAGACUGGUGGUGGUCGCCAAGGACAACGGGCAGCCCGCCCUCUCCGCCACGGUCACCAUCAAGCUGUCCACGGUGGAAACGGCCGCCAGGGCCUACUCGGACGGCGGCGAGGCGCCUCCGGAAUACGACGUCUUCUCCGACCUCAACGUGUACUUGGUCAUCGGUCUGGGCUCGGUGUCCUUCCUGCUGCUCAUCACCGUCUCGGUCUGCGUGGUGCUCAAGUGUCAGAAGGUCAAGCCCGGCCAGGCGGCCCCUCCCUGCAGGAGCAGCGUGAUCAGCGAGAGGAACUCCACGCUGGCCGAUUCCACCCUGGUGUCCAACGACGCCUACUGGUACAGUCUGUUUCUGGCCGAGACCAGGAAGGGGAAGCUGGUGGUCCGGCAGCCCGUGCCCAAGGGCUCCAGGUACUUCGUGUCCAGCAUUCCCAGGAGCGCCGGCGUGUCCGUCACCAGCGACUCCGCCCCCUCCACCUUGCAGAUGGCACGGGCUCAAUUCCCCCUCACUGACAGUGUCUAUAUGUGCCCCGCGACUGACUGGCGACCAGUUCAGGGUGUAGGCCGUCUUUUGCAGGAAGUCGGCCGGGAGAGGCUCCAGCGACCCAAACCGGGAUAAGUGCUGUUGAUGGUUUCGUGGUUUAUAUUUGGCUGCUUCUGACAACAAGUUGAAAAAGAAACUUUUUGUUUGUACUUUUUGUGGCCUUUCAUAUGACUGAAGCAUAAAUUUUGAUGUAAACACAAGCACGUUUGAGGUUGUACACGGGAACGCUUUCAUUUUUACA
Molecule: messenger RNA, 8019 nt
Organism: Syngnathoides biaculeatus (alligator pipefish)
Lineage: Eukaryota; Metazoa; Chordata; Actinopteri; Syngnathiformes; Syngnathidae
Gene: pcdh2a4
Product: protocadherin Fat 4
Exons: 4
Coding region: 279-7853 (2524 amino acids)
Biological process (GO): homophilic cell-cell adhesion
Cellular component (GO): plasma membrane
Molecular function (GO): calcium ion binding
Source: RefSeq, a predicted model, not a curated record